CGAAGCGAAUUUUCGCUUUUGCAGUGUAAGGAGCAUCGUUUCUUUGCUGCUGUCUCAAGCUACGAUCAUGCAAGCGGUACUGCCUGGCUUGCUUCUCAAGAUCCGGACGGUGGUUUCCCUCUUGGGCUCGGUUCUACGCAAGGCAUGAUCAUGGAAGUUCUCGGUGGAUUCUAUCUGCUGCUACUGCUAUCGAGCUCGUCCUGGAUGAACGGUGCUCAAGCCACCAAGAUCCGACUCUACAACACUUGCCCGUUUACGAUCUGGCCGGCGUGGCUGCCGAGCGACGGGCAUCCGCAGCUGGGAGUUGGAGGCUGCCGACUCGACUCCUGGCAAGUCAUGGACGUGCACGCCUCGACUCGGUGGUCUGGCAAGUUCUGGGGCCGAACAAACUGCCAGUUUGACACCGUCCUCGGCACCGGGUGCUGCGAGACGGGCGACUGCUCGGGCAACCUCGGCUGCAACUCAACUUUCUCGCCGCCAGCGACCAUCGUCGAGUUUGAUCUCCACCACAACAACGUCCUCGACCACUACCGCGUCUCGCUGCUGGCCGGCUACAACCUCGAGGUCCGGGUGACGAGCAGCAACCUCGGCUGCGGCGUGGCGGGGUGCUCCGCGGAUCUAAACUCCAAGUGCCCGCCGGAGCUGAUUGCGUGGAACCCGAGAGGCAUGGCGGUGGGAUGCAGCAGCCCGUGCGUGGCUUUCGGCGCGGACGAGUUUUGCUGCGAGAAGGAGCACUUUGGAGCGGACAAGUGCCACCCGAAUGUCUUCUCGGUGCUGUUUAAGUCGUGCUGCCCGGCCGCCGCCACCUAUCCUUUUGAUUCGUGGAAGUCGGCGUGGAAUUGUAGCGCGGGGUCGGACUAUACUAUUACCUUUUGUCCAUCGUCGUCUUCGUCUUCUAGCCUUUAAUAAAAAGGAGGAUCGUUUUGUGGGCAUUGUGCCCAAG
Messenger RNA from Selaginella moellendorffii, 943 nucleotides. RefSeq names its product thaumatin-like protein 1b. The coding region runs from base 145 to 906 and encodes 253 amino acids. Lineage: Eukaryota; Viridiplantae; Streptophyta; Lycopodiopsida; Selaginellales; Selaginellaceae. Gene Ontology annotation, cellular component: extracellular region. The transcript has 2 exons. Gene Ontology annotation, biological process: defense response. The record is from RefSeq and is a predicted model, not a curated record.